AAAUGCCACCUUUUCUCAACCUCUUCACUUAUUUCCCUCCAAUCGCUUCUGGAAACUUCUCUUGCAGUGGAAAAAUUGUCAAUGGAGGAGGACACGGUAAACCGCCAUGAAUACAUGGCCGGCAUUCUUCCCCAAAUGAAUCUGGGCUUCCAAUCACAGUCGGACGAUGGCCAUUCUCAACGGCAGGAUCUCGAGUCAGUGGUCACCGGAGCAUUGGAGGAAGCCCAACGAUGUCCGGCGAACUUGAAUGCCAUCGACCCUUGGAUUGAUCCUGAACUGCCGCUUCAUCAUGCAUUUCAUAAUCCUUCCGGCGAUCCAUCGACGGAGAGUGCUGGCUCGACCGCCUUGGGUGCCCUCAAGGGCUUAAAUGGUAGUGUGAUGGCGCCUCUCAUUCCCACGACUGAGAUGGCUGAAGCGGUGGUAGCGCCGUCCAUUGGAAGUGAAGCAGUGCGGGAAGCAGAUUGUGUGCCGGUCGGAGAUAGAUCGGAAUUUACAGCGGCAACAAAGCUUCAGAAGGUUUACAGGAGUUAUCGUACUCGGCGGAGACUUGCGGACUCUGCUGUACUUGCAGAAGAGCUCUGGUGGCAAGCGCUUGAUUUCGCUCGCUUGAAUCACAGCACGAUUUCGUUUUUCAACUAUUCGAAACCAGAAACUGCGGUCUCGCGUUGGAACCGCGUAAGCAUGAUUGCUUCGAAGGUUGGUCAGGGGUUAUCCAAGGAUAGCAAAGCUCUAAAGCUGGCUUUUCAGCACUGGAUUGAAGCUAUUGAUCCAAGACAUCGCUAUGGGCACAAUCUUCAUUUUUACUAUGAAAAGUGGUGUGAUAGUUAUGCUGGUCAACCCUUCUUUUACUGGUUGGAUCUUGGUGAUGGAAAAAAUGUAGACCUCAAGGAAUGCCCAAGGGCAUUGCUUCGACAACAAUGCAUAAAAUAUUUGGGCCCUCAAGAGCGCGAGCACUAUGAAUAUGUGCCAGCUGAUGGAAAAAUUGUGCACAAGCAAACAGCUGAACCACUUGAUACAACGAAGGGGCCCGAGGGAGCAAAAUGGAUAUUUGUAAUGUCUACUUCAAGGAGAUUGUAUGCUGGAGUGAAACAGAGGGGGGUGUUUCAACAUUCAAGUUUCCUCGCAGGAGGGAGUACUGUAAUAGCUGGAAGAUUCACGGCAAGGGGUGGAUUUCUCCGAGCUAUUUGGGCAUACAGUGGGCAUUACAAGCCAUCUGAUGAGAACCUUAAACAAUUUCUGAACUACCUCAACGAAAAUGGCAUUGAUAUAACUAAAGUCGAGAUGCGCUCUCCGUCAACUGAAGACUAUGAAGAAAACAAAACGUCCGAAGGAGAAGCUAAUAAUUUGCUUGAUGUCUACUCUCUUUCUAAGCCCCAACCUCUUCAAAUCCCUUCCGGAUCCUUCAUUAUACCUUCACAGCAAUCCACAGUGUGCUCCAUUAACUCUGAAACUGAUAGUAGAGAAGGUAUUGAAAUCAAAGCUUACAAUAGGACUCUGUCUGGAGGGCUUCAGAGUCCAAAGGCAGAUGUUUCUGAGAAAGCAAUUGAGGAAAGGAUCAAAUCGAAGAUGAAAUCCGGUUCAUACCAGCUCGGGCGUCAAGUCUCGGUUAAAUGGUGCACUGGUGCUGGCCCGAGAAUUGGGUGUGUGGCAGAUUAUCCAUUGGAGCUGAGGCUCCAGGCUUUGGAGCUGACGAAUCUCUCACCCAAGUGGUCUUCCACUCCAACACAAUGCUCUUGAAGGUAUGGCUCUUGUUUAUUACUGUGCUGUAUGAGCUCCUGAUUCAAAAAAAUUUAGUAUUUUAUAUCCUUAAUCCAAAUCUGGCAAUUUACUCGAGUUUGGAGUUGAAACUGCGGGUUACCAAGCAGGCAUCUCCGUACUGGGCAACAUGUAUAUAUAUGGUGGAAACUUUGAAAUAAUUUGGGUGAUUUAAAUUUGCUAUGGUA
This is a messenger RNA of Phalaenopsis equestris, 1943 nucleotides long. RefSeq names its product IQ domain-containing protein IQM3-like. The record is from RefSeq and is a predicted model, not a curated record. The transcript is spliced from 9 exons. Gene Ontology annotation, molecular function: protein binding. NCBI's taxonomy places the organism in Eukaryota, Viridiplantae, Streptophyta, Magnoliopsida, Asparagales, Orchidaceae. Bases 82 to 1737 code for a protein of 551 amino acids.